ACUCGCGCACAGGCGAACUCAGUGUUCGGAACAUUCCGUUAGUGAAAAGUGAAAUAUUUUAUAAGUGUUAAACAGUGGUAAAAUUAAAAAAAAUAUAUCUUUUAUUCAAAAUAGAUGAUAAAGCAAAUAAUAUUAUAAUAAUAUUUUCAUCACUUAAAAAGUCUUUGAAUCAAAAAUAUUUAUUUUAAUACAUACAGGUGCUAAAUACUAAAAUAUGAUUUCAAAACUGGAAGAUUUAGAAAUCCAAAAUGUCGUUGAAUUAUUGAGAAAUAAUGAGCUAGACGAGUUCGUGGAGUUUGUAUGGGAAAAGAAAGUGGAUGGGAGGAAAUUAUUAGACGUCACUGAAGGAAUCGUUAAGCUAUGGCGGCCUAGAGUGAAUGCGAAAAAAAUAAUUUCAUUUAUAGAAGAUUUGAAAAAUAACCCUGAAAAAUAUCUAAGUGAAACUAUGGAUAAAUGCAAUGAAGUUCCUGUCGAAUGUCAGUAUCAGACUGUAAAAAAAACUAAAUCGGAACUGGCAGCUUCAUCUAUGAUGAGCGUUGAAGACUUAUUAAAAAAACUAGUGCCACCCAAAAGCUUUCUCUAUAGAAAUUAUACAAAUCGAGCAGAGAAAAAUAUACCGUCUUAUCUUCCUAUGGAUGUUGGAACAAAGAAACCAAAAAAAUUUUUCAGAUUGAGUUCAUACGAGUAUCCAAAUUUUGAUAUUCUAUCAAGAUUUUCAAAACACGAAAACUUGGAAGAUAGAGGGUACUAUUCCGUUAAAACUAACACUAGAUACUAUAUUCAAAAAAUUACUAAGACACAAGACUCGAGAACGAAAUAUAAAUCUCUGCCUGCUGCCGAAGAAAUAAUUGAAAAACUCCCGGAAGAUCACUUUUAUGAAGACUUAUGCUAUAAUGACGUUAGUAAGAAUGAAGAAAUAAAUGAAAGUGAGUUCAAACAAGUUGCUCAUGUUAAACCAUGUAUGGUGAAGCUGCAGGAACUUUUCCAAUCUUUUAAAAUACCCUUUUUUAAAAAACCGGAAGUAUCAGUAGAAAGAGAUAAAAAAAUUGAAAACGUCGAUAAAGAUAAUGUAAGUCAUCUUUACGAGAACGGUGAUGCGGCUAGCAAUAUGUAUGAUUCAGUUUUAGUGACAAAAAGACUAAGUGAAGUUGAUUGUAGCAAAAUAAAACAAGUCAAUCUUCCAGUAGAGGACUAUUUGGAGCCGGUGGUGCUUUGUAAAGACUAUUGUGACGUGAACAUCAAACAGAAGGAUGAGUCUCUUAUUGGGUAUAUCAUAAGUAUCUUUGAAAGCCGCUUUGGCCUUAGAAGAGAAACAAACGACGCGAACCAAUCCGAAGAAUACGACACCGAACAGGACGGUGACAAAGAGCAUGAUGAUAGACGUCCCGUCGAUGAGAAAGUCUGCCGUGACGGCAACGAGAGGCCGUGUAAUAUGGCAGACCGUCCACUACCAGUGCCGGUGGAAAAUGAACCUUAUUACAUGAACAUUGACAGAGAGGAAGCCGAGAACUUAUUGAAGGGAUAUGCUGAUGGGACAUUUGUUUUGAGGCCUUCUAGUCAGUCGAACCACGUGUACACACUGAGCGUAUGCUGUUCCAACGCGGUACACAACGUUGGCGUUCGUCGGCGACCAGAUGGCAGACUGGCUUUAGGUUUCGCCAGGAGAGGAGAGAGGAGCUUCACAAGCGUGUCUUCCUUACUACGGCACCAUAGAAGACGUAGACUACUAUUAGUAGCAGCGGGAGGUGUUUUAGGAGCAACAACGUUAAAUGAACCACCACAAUAUUAUCAAACGCCUUGUAAUAUUCCUUUACCGAAAACUUAGAUUUACAUAAUGAUAAAUUACAGAAGGCGUACGUUUAGUUAAUAAUAUUUAAAGAAAUUAAAGGUAAAAAAAAAAUGUUUUUCAUCUAUUGUAUUAAAAAACUAUUGCUUUUUAUAUUUGAUCAAUGUUGCAUUGGCAAUACUAUAUUAAUAUUUCUUUUAAAGACUAAUAUUAUAAAUCUAUAAAAAAAUCACUAUCCCAUCUGGGCCUGGAGAUUUUUUUAAGUAUUUUUCUUAACAUAUAGGAUAGUACGAUAAGUACGAUAACAAUACUACAAACGGUCAGUUGCAUAAACGUCCGGCGAGGUUUAAGGAUGACUUUAAGCAGAAUUGAAUAUUCAGUAUUUGAAAAUAUCUACAGGUAAUGUCGCUUUAAACAAAUUACUUUGUGUGUAAUGGACGAAUGUGCAAUUGGGUGGACUAUCUUACAAUAAUUAUAAGUCUUCCUUCAUCUGUUCAAAAGAUUCAUGUUACAUUUUUUAAUAAAUGCAAGGGCGUAAAUUGGAAUUAGAAACAAAUGAAUUUGUAUUCAAAUUAUAUUCAUCAAGGUAGUACGAAUCAAUACUACACUUUUCUGAAGUAAAAUUGACACUAUGCAGGUUUUGAGGUGUUUGGAUAAAUGCGUCAUCUUAAUCUUAUUAUUUGAUUCCGCUUUUGUAUUAAGUUACAAUCAUUGCCUAGGAUUUUGGUUUAACAAGAAAAAUAAGAAGCACUUAACUAUUAUAUGCUUUACUGCAGUGUUUAAUAUAAUAUAAGUGCUUUGUGAUUUAAUUAAUAUCAAUCUGCACUAUCAUAGAAUUCAUUUAGGAUAUAUUCAAUGUGUCUUUUUAUUUUACAAUUUUUCAUAAAUUGUUAUCUUUUGCUGCUUUGUAAGCUAUAUCAGCAUUCACAUAACGUAUAUUUUUAAUAAGAUCAAUUUGAACAAGAACCAAACUCGACCUUUUUUAUGACGUCGUUACAUAAUAUAGUAAUAUAAGUCAUUUUGUAAAUAGUAAAAGGGUUUUAACCAAAAUUAAAGUAUAACCGUAAAAGUCAUACUUUGUAAUUGGCGAAUUUUUCAUGAAGAUAUUUUAAUUAAAUUUCUUUAAUUU
This is a messenger RNA of Diatraea saccharalis (sugarcane borer), 2915 nucleotides long. NCBI's taxonomy places the organism in Eukaryota, Metazoa, Arthropoda, Insecta, Lepidoptera, Crambidae. The record is from the annotation of a GenBank genome assembly.